CUAAAUUGCCCUACAUAAACAAGUUUCACACUGCUGUUAUUAAACCGCUUUAGAAAAUUAGUUUAGAGUGAAAACGGCGAUUCACCUCAUUAAACUAUGGAGGUGUUACCAGAGGUCGAGUGUGAUGAGGAAAGUAUUGUGACAGAUCAUGAAGAGGAUGAUGAAGACAGAGUUCAUGACGAAGAUCUGGGGGGGCUUCGGGCACUGGAUAGCACCCUGUCCAACAUAACCCCCACAGAUACACACAUAUCUUACCCAAGACCUCAAUUGGACCUUUCCAAAUGUCCAUCCUCGUACAAAGAGAACUCGACACAGGACAAACUCAUGCUUGCAAUCACUGAAAACUUUCGGCAGCAGUAUGCACUUCUGUACCCUGACCGCAAACCACUUCUGCUGUCCCCCGUCAAUGAGUGUGGUGUUCAGAAAUUUGUUAGCACCACCCUGCGGUGCACCUUGUUGCCCUAUCCUGAGCUGUACAGCUGGGAGGGAUGCAGCAGUUUUGUGUCUGAUUACCUGUCCUUGGAGCCUCUGGAACCUCCUUUCGAAAUACCCAAGCAGCUGUCAUCACCCAUCUGGGUUCUGAAGACUCAGAGAGGCACGUGUUUUGAUUUCUCUUGCGUGCUGUGUAGCCUGUUGUUGGGUGCAGGAUACAAUGCGUAUUGCGUCAGUGGGUACGCUACAAAAGAAAUGUGUCUUCUUGAUCAGACACGCCAAGAGUGUCCCCUACUGCAGCCUCAAAUCCAAGUUAAUAAAGAGAAACAGAAGCAGGAAGUAAAGAAAUACUCUGUAAAACCUCCGCGCGACCUGCAGAGUGGCUUUGAAAAGCAUCAAGAGGAGAGACGCCAAGAAGAUGCUAAAGCAGCCGCACUAAAGAUACAACAGGAAGCAGAGAGACUUCAACAGGAGCAAGAACGUCCACCACCAGACCCUCUACUGGGUCUAAGGGUUCACAGUUGGGUUCUGGUGAUCUCAGGGAGCCGGGAGGUACCUGAGAACUUCUUCAUUGACCCUCUGACAGGCAAGAGCUACUCCACCACCAAUGAGAACUUCCUGGGUAUUGAGAGCAUCUGGAACCACCAAAACUACUGGGUUAACAUGCAAGAUUGCCGUUUCGGUUGUACGGAGAUGACCUUUGAUAUGAGUGAUCUAUCAAAGUGGGAGUAUAUGUUAUGUGGCCCUGCUAGCCAAGCCCUGUCAAUCAUUCCAGACCCGAAGACACUCCAAGAGCCAGAAGAUGAGGAAGAUGAGGAAAUAGAUGAGCCGAAAGUGUUUGACAUGCCUCCAUCUUGGGUGACUAAAAUAGACAUUUCACCUCAAGAUAUGGAAAUGCGUUACCCAGGGGGUACAAAGGUUACCCAGUACAGGAAAGCCAAGCUGGAGAAGUUUGCCUCUUACCUUCUGAAAGACGGUCUGGUGACCAAACUCACCACUUACAAUGACCUUGAGUGCACACAACCCAAAAUUGUUAAGGAAUGGUUCCAAUAUCGAGACGAUCGUCUUGAGGAGAGAGAGCUGCAGACAUCCAACAAUGUAACAACUGAACAUUUCAGACCCGGAAGAAGUGACGCUCUCAAAUAUCACAGGUAUGUCAGUAUGGUACCUGAGACAGAGCGUCAAAUGGAAUUUUACAGUCAUACUCGCACUGACGGUUUGGCCAGAAGAAUCGAGAUGCCUUUCCAAAUCACAGAAACCUUUGAAGAUCGGACAGACUUCCUCUUUCAUCGGCAUAUUGUUUAUGGAAAGGUCAAAGUGAUGAGGUCUGGCGAGACUCUUGAACAACGUCCUCUACAGAGGGUGCUGGAGAGCUUCCACAGAGAUCGUUCUAAGCCAGCUAGUAAGGAUGUGGCUGAACGGAUCUUUAUGAUUUCGGAGGGCCGGAUCCAGGUGACCUAUCAUCUGGAGGAUGACAAGAUAGUUCCAGCUUGGCUCAAUUUCAUCAAACCCAAAGAAGCAGCGGUCUCACAAAAAGCACAAGCUUUUAAUCCGGAGAUGGUGUCUGGCUUUCAGGUGGAUCCUUCUGCAAAACCCAUCAAGACCUUACAAUUGUAUGAAAUGCUCAUGGAUCUGAUGAGAGAGGAGGAGAAUGUUUUACUUAGAGUCAAAGAUUUAGAGAAAGAGGUUAGGUCCAUCCUUUCUGCAAGAGAACUUGAGGAGAGUAAUAUUGAGCUCCAGAUCUCUAUUUACAACACCACAAGGAAUGAGAUGGCCCAUCGCCACAUGGAAGAGAUGGAGCGUAUCGCUAAAGAAAAGCAGCAGCGCCAGAAAGAGAAUGAGAUGGACCCAUUGGCUCCCUUGCUGGCCCGGUUGGGACACCUAGAAACCCUCACACGCCAGACUGCACUGCAGCUGAAGACAGAUUGUCUGGCUGAGUUUAAACAGCAGCUCAUUAACAAAGCCAACCUUCUUCAGAGCAGAUUUGAAAAGGAGACAGAGGAGUUACAGAAGAAACAGCUGUGGUACCAGAAGAACCAGCUCACCAUGUCCAAGGAGGAAGAGGAUGAAUAUCUCACAUACUGUUCUGACACCAUGUUCAGGAUCCAUAUUCUCAAACUGAGACUCAGUCGCCACAAAGAGAGGGCACCACAGAAGUACCUGGCACUGGAUGAGAAACUAAAAAGAGAUCCAAGGUUGACUGGUCAUUUGUUGUGAUCUAACACAAGACAUUGACAGCGUUCUACCACUCAGUCAUUCAACGGGAUGACCUGGGACAGUCCUUUCAGGAUUGUAUAUCUCAGACUAAUCUCUCCAGAUUUCUAUAAAACUUUCCAUUUCAAAUAGAGUUGCAUCCAUUGUGAUAUUGUCCACUUGUUGAUAUACAUGGCAAGAUACUACAUACAUCCCAAAAAAGCUAAAAAUGUAGGUGACUAAGCAAUAAUUACGAUAGCAUCUGCAAAGACGAGUUAUAGUGCAUUCAGAAAGUAUUCAGACACCUUCAUCUUUUCACAUUUUAUAUUGCAGCCUUGUGCUAAAAUGCUUUAAAAAAAAAA
This is a messenger RNA of Xyrauchen texanus (razorback sucker), 2987 nucleotides long. RefSeq names its product coiled-coil domain containing 135 (gene drc7). Gene Ontology annotation, biological process: flagellated sperm motility. Lineage: Eukaryota; Metazoa; Chordata; Actinopteri; Cypriniformes; Catostomidae. The record is from RefSeq and is a predicted model, not a curated record. Gene Ontology annotation, cellular component: motile cilium. Bases 97 to 2649 code for a protein of 850 amino acids. The transcript has 18 exons.